AUGGCCGAGUUUGAGAUUCCCACCGAACAAUGGGCCCAAGUCAUUGAACAAACCGGUGUCACAACCUACAAGAAGAUCCCCGUCAGGCAACCUGGCCCCGACGAAGUCCUCAUCAACAUCAAAUAUUCCGGCGUCUGCCACACCGACCUGCACGCCCUCAACGGCGACUGGCCGCUCGAGCGAAAGACGCCCGUCAUCGGCGGCCACGAAGGCGCCGGCGUCGUCGUCGCCAAGGGAGACUACGUGACGGACAUUGAAAUCGGCGACUACGCUGGCAUCAAGUGGCUUCACUCGUCGUGCCUGGCAUGCUCGUUCUGCAUCCAGUCGCUUGAGCCGCUGUGCGACCAUGCCCAGCUCUCGGGAUACACCGUCGACGGGUCGUUCCAGCAAUACGCCGUAGCCAAGGCGGCGCAUGUCGCCCGCAUUCCCAAGCACUGCGACUUGGCCGCCGUGGCGCCCAUUCUCUGCGCCGGCCUGACCGUAUACAAGGGCCUCAGGGUCUCGGGCGUCCAGCCAGGCGGCUCGGUUGCCAUUGUAGGCGCUGGCGGUGGCCUCGGCAACCUCGCGAUCCAGUACGCCAAGGCCAUGGGUAUGCAUCCCAUUGCCAUCGACGGCGGCGCAGAGAAGGGCCAAGCAUGCCUGGAUCUUGGUGCGACGACAUACAUCGACUUCAUGACAUCAAGCAACAUCGUCACCGACGUCAAGGCCGCCACAUCAGAAGGCCGCGGCCCUCACGCGGUGCUCCUCCUCGCCGCCUCGGACCGGCCGUUCCAGCAGGCCAUCCAGUACGUGCGGUCCAACGGCACAAUCGUGUGCAUCGGCAUGCCCGCGGGCGGAAACUACCAGGUGCCCGUGUUCGACGCCGUGGUGCGAUGCAUCAACGUCAAGGGCUCUUAUGUGGGCAACCGACAGGACACGCAAGAGGCGAUUGACUUCUUCGCGCAGGGCAUGGUCAAGGCGCCGUUCAAGGUGGCCGAGCUGAAGGACCUGCAGAGUGUAUUCGAUAUGAUGAAGGCGAACCAGAUUGUGGGACGAUAUGUGCUCAAGGUGAGCGACUGA
Molecule: messenger RNA, 1059 nt
Organism: Ilyonectria robusta
Lineage: Eukaryota; Fungi; Ascomycota; Sordariomycetes; Hypocreales; Nectriaceae
Product: chaperonin 10-like protein
Exons: 2
Coding region: 1-1059 (352 amino acids)
Molecular function (GO): zinc ion binding; oxidoreductase activity
Source: RefSeq, a predicted model, not a curated record